This is a messenger RNA of Clunio marinus, 567 nucleotides long. Lineage: Eukaryota; Metazoa; Arthropoda; Insecta; Diptera; Chironomidae. The record is from the annotation of a GenBank genome assembly.
AUGACUGCAAAAAAAGUCUUGAAAAAGGUGAAGAGAAGGAUAAGAAGGAAGAUAAGCCAAUUAAAUAGUUUUGAUUAUGAAUUAAAAAAAUUAUUUAUCCAAAUUGAUAAAAGAAGAAUAACAAAUAAAACCGAGAAAUGUGAUUCCUUGCAUAAGAAACAUAUUUCACUGGUAGAAAAAUGUGGAAAAUCUCUUAAAGUUUUACGUCGUUUUAAAAACGUGCGUGCGGUGAACUAUUUAGUUCUUACCGUAAAACUUCACUCCGGGGAGUUCUUAGCUUUAAAUAUAGACAAAAAAAAAGAUUUUAAUGAUGAGAAUCGCUCGCAAUCACAACAACAUCGAAGGCAAAAAAUUCCUUAUUUAAAUUUUGACAUUUUGCACUGGCAGUUAGAUAGUUUGCUUGCUACAGUCUCGUUGUUGAAUGAGCAAUAUGAGAUAUCAAUAUUAAUUAAGGAAAUAGUUGAAACUCUCCUUGCACCUUAUAAAAAAGAAAUAAAUACAAGUCAAGAUCGCCAUAGAAUAAAAAUGAUUCUUCAUAAGCAAUUAAGGUUAAUAGCUAUGAACUAA